Molecule: messenger RNA, 1500 nt
Organism: Pseudophryne corroboree (corroboree frog)
Lineage: Eukaryota; Metazoa; Chordata; Amphibia; Anura; Myobatrachidae
Product: myb-related transcription factor, partner of profilin-like
Exons: 3
Coding region: 114-932 (272 amino acids)
Cellular component (GO): nucleus
Source: RefSeq, a predicted model, not a curated record
CUGUGCACUGUGACUGUGUGCAGGGGCCGUUUCCAAGCUCUGCCUGAUCGGAGCUGAGCUCCGAUCGCGGCCGGAGGCCAGGUGGAGGGGUGAGUCAGCCUGCUAAGGGGACAAUGGGACCGGCCAACCAGGAACUGGCCCGGUGUCCCGGCGUCCCAAUCCGCCCCUGCCAUGAGGUGUACAUGUGGCGUUGCUUUGGGAUGUUUGGGAGAUGUCCAGGGAUAAGCGGCCCCGAUUCCCCCCCCCCCCUCUCUUCCCUCCACCCCUCAGAAGAACUUUCCCUGCAUAGCAACGAGGAGUGGGAUACGACCGACCAGGCAUGCAGUGACCAGCCGCGGUCGUCAAGGGACCAAAUGGAGAAGUCAAAGAAAAAGAAAAAGCCUAGAAAGGCAAGAAGCCAGCCAGAGGAGCAGUCGGAGGAGGAAGCCUCUGGUGAAGAUGCAGGACCGAAGAAGCCGCGUGGACCCAGAUACACUGAGGCGGGAAACUGUGCCCUAGUGGAUGGCGUCGACAGGUCCUACAACGUUCUGUAUGGACCAAGGGCACAGACCACAGCAGCUAAGACCAAGCGAAACAUCUGGGAUGCCAUCGCGAGACAAGUCGCUGCAGUAUCUGGAAACCGCCGGAGCACCAGAAACUGCAUGAAACGGUACAGUGAUUGCCGCAGACAGACCAAAAAGAAGAUGGGGAUUCAGCGCCGACAUGAGACAGCUACGGGAGGUGGUCCGGCUCUCAAUCUGAAGUGGCUAUCCUGGGAGGACGUUAUUAAAAGGCGCAUGAACCCUGUCAUGGUCCAAGGAGUUCACGGAGGUGUGGACUCCAGCCGUCCUGCUGGCUUUCCCGAGGAGGAAGAACCGCCUGGAAGACGGCGGGAGACAAGCAGUCCAAAAGGAGGCCUGAUGGUAAGAAUACAUUCAGAUGAGCUGUACUAAAUCUUUAUUUUUUUAUUUAUUUGCUAAUGUGUUGGUUCUUUCCCCCAGACACACCUGCCCAGAGGACAUCACCUGCGCGCGGACCAUCACCUGCGCAGCAGGCAUCGGAAGCAGCGCGCGGACCAUCACCUGCGCAGCAAGCAGCGGCAGCGCGCAGAUCAUCACCUGCGUGCCACACAUCGUCAGCACGCAGAAAGUCACCUGUGCGCCAGACAUCGUCAGCACGCAGACCAUCACCUGCGCGCCAGACAUCAGCGCGCGGAACGUCACCUGUGCACCAGACAACGUCGGCGACCACACCACCAGCUGGGCGCCAAACUACAUCUCCUGCGCGCAGGCCAUCACCAGCUCGUCAUCUCUCCAGGAACUCUGGGUCUGUGACCGAAGAGCCUCAACAAGACACUACCCUUGUGGACCCAUCACCCGAACUGUUUGAGUGCACAGGGUUAACGGACGAGACUUUUCUUGGGUUUGAAGACAGCCGUGCAGAAGUAUCCAGCCGGACCCUUGAAAAGUCUCCAGAAUUGAGGACAAGCGAAGCUACUGGAGCAGCGGCACCUCCGGAUGG